GCAUUUUCAACCUGGUAUCAGAUGGAUGUUACAGCCCGCCGAAACGUCGAGCAGCUCACUGAAGAGAACCAGGAGCAUGCACUUGAGUUUGGGGCAAAGUCAUUCUCAAAGUACCUGAGCGGAACAACGCAGAUGGCCAGGCAGAUUGCAGAGACCAUCAUCCUCACCCCACAAGUGCGAUCUGCAGAUCUGACCAAGUCCAGCGCACUUGAGCAGAUGGUCUCUCCUAUCAUCCUGGCGACUCUCAAAUCCUCCCCCAGCGCCAGCUUCUGCCGCUUCCAGACCCCAGACGGCCUCGUCAGCGGCUUCCGUCGCUUUGACGACGGCGCCAUCCGGCACUUUUUCGCCAACCAAUCGAGCGCACCCCCGAGCAGCUCUACCGGGUACUCCACCAUGCCUUUGUUCAUUGUGAAUGUGGAUCGGUUUGGAAACCCGACUUCCCCGCCCAAGAGUGCACUACCCGGGGACUUCAGAGAGACUGCACCGUACAAGGAGACGUUGAUCACUGGCAAAAUGGCCUGGGGCAUCGUAUGGGCCUACAACAGCACCCUCGUCUUUCUGGCUGCGCAAGCGGUCAGAGACCCGGUUAGCAACGUAACCCUGGGCGUCGCGCUCGGCACGGCAACCACGGUCACGCUCAGUAACCUGCUCGCGAGCAACCGUCCGCAGCACGCCGGGCUUUUGUACGUCUUCGAAGCGGAGACCGGAAAGCUGAUCUGCAGCUCAGACCUCACCGGACUCUACGGCUCUAUGCGCGUCACGUCGGAUGACGCCAGCAUUCUCGUGGCCAACGCGUCGAAUCCGCUGAUGCGCGGUUCCGCGCGCGUUCUUUUCAAGGACGCCGCUACCAAAAGUCUUUCUCAAGUCGGCAACGCAAGCUUCGAGAGCGUGGACCUAGCGGGGGCCAAGCACUACGUGUCCAGCAUAGAGCUGGAGGUCGAAGGGAAGAAACUGGUCACGGUGAUGGUCAUUCCUCGGUCAGUCACCUGGGACGACAUCGACAAAACCUCCAGCCGGGAGCUGAUUAUCAUCAGCGCCAUCACGGCCGGGGUUCUCGUCCUGGGUUGCGUGCUAAUCGUGCUGCUAACCUGCCGGGUUAGCCGGGAGAUGCUCCUCCGGGCGCAGCUGAUCCGCAGUAUGCAGCUCAAGGAGCAGGCGGAGAAGGCGUCCGAUUAUAAGAGCCAGUUCUUGGCGGCCAUGAGCCACGACGUGCGGACGCCCCUCUGCUGCAUCAUAGGCUUGCUGGAGGUGCUGCUGGGCGACAGUCGGUUGCACAUCGAGCAGCGCAGCAGCCUGAAGCAGGUCCGGCUCUGUGCGCUGCAGCUGCUGGACCUCCUCAAGUCCAUCCUCGACCUGUCCAAGGUGGAGUCCGGCAAGCUGACGUUGGAGCCCGGCCCGUUUGAUUUGGGCCAGGAGCUGGAGGCGCUGGUGGACAUGUUCGCGGUGCAGUGCGCCAAAAAGAACGUCGCUCUAGUUCUCGACCUGGACGACUGCCUGCCGCGCAAGGUCGUCGGGGACUGCGCGCGCGUGCGGCAGAUCCUGGCGAACCUCGUGGGGAACGCCGUGACGUUCACGAACGAGGGCCAGAUCGUGGUCCGCGCCUCGCCGUCCGGCGCGCGCGCGCCGCGCCCCGCGCCGCGGCCCAUCCUCAAAGCGCUCCGCACGAUGGUCCGAUCGGUGUCGCAGCGCUUCUCCAGGAGUCGACGACGCACGACCGUUCGCAGCGAAGGUUCCGGUGUCCGGCAGAGCGCGCCGCCGGAACCCCGGCAGAGCGCGUUGGCGGAAUGGAUUGCGGGGUAUGCGAACAAGCUGAGAGCCGCGAUUCUGUCCCGCGUGACGGCGGAGCAGGCGGGGAAAAUCACCGUCGUCUUCGAAGUCGACGACACCGGCGUUGGCAUUCCUCCCAGCCGGCGGAAAGCGGUGCUCGGCAGCUUCACCCAGGGAUCGCGACAGGGCGGCGGAUACGGACUGGGCCUCGCGAUGGUCCGAAAUCUAGUCACCCUCAUGCGGGGGGGGCUUCACAUCGAGGACAAACAGGGGCCCGGAACUCUCUUCCGGUUCCACAUAGUGCUGGAACUUCCCCCGAGCUACGAAGAGAGCCCUUUCAGCACCCCCAAGGGGACGUUCAAGUCUAAGGCGUCGCGGCGGGCGACCGCAACCAAGACCUCGCAAGUCGCGGCGUCGCCUUUUCCCAAAGGGCCCAGCCGGAGAGCGACGGGUGUGAACACGCCCGGUGUGAACGUGCCCCAGUUCGUGCGCCAGGAGCUGUCGUUGCUGGAGCAGGUCGAGGGGGGCACCGUCCUGCUGCUGAAGGCCGACCGCGUCGGGCGCGAGGCGGCCGCGGGCUGGAUGACGCGCCGGGGGUUUAGGGUUUUGGAAGCGGAGCGGUGGGGCGGCCUGCGGCACGCGUUCCGCGUUCUGCUCGGGGGCAAGCACACCGUCUGGUUUGAGGACGAAGAGGCGGACGACCUCGCGGAACUGAGGACGGGCCAAAACGGACGUCCGAAUGGUGACGUCAGCCCAGACAGCCGCGUCCGACGUCCGUCCAGGUUUCGGCAGAGCGAAGGAGAUGCGGUCCCCGGCGAGAAAGGAACUGACAGAAACGGACGGCCGGAUGGUAACGUCAGUAGCGACAGCCGCGUCCGACGUCCGUCGGCCAUACGGCAAAGCGGAGGAGAUCCCGCUUCCAGCGACAAAGUGACGUUAGCGGACAGUCAUCUUUUCGGACAGCUUCUCGAGGGUGACAGCCGCGUCCGACCUCCGUUCGCAGUGCGGCACAGCGGAGGGGAACCCGUUCCCGGCGAGAAAGUGACGGCAGCGGACAGUCAGCUUUCCGGACAGCCUCUCGAGCGCGACAGCCGCGUCCGCCGUCCGACCGUGACAGUGACCGCCACACGGCACAGCGGCGGAGACUCCGUCCCAGGCGAGAAAGUGACGUCAGCGGGCAGUCGGCUUUUCGGACAGCCGCUCAUUGGUAAUUCGACCAGGCAAAGCGGCCGGGGCAAAGCCCCGGGCACAUGUUUCCUGAUCCUCGACACUGCGGUCGUGCCCGGUUUUCCGUCCCCCGAGGCUCUAGCCACCGCGCUGCGCUCCCUCAUGGAGGAGUACGAUCCGACGGCCCCAAACGCGCCACGUGUCGUCGUGGCGUGGCUCGUCUCGUUCGCGCUGCCCGGCGCGGUCUACGAGGAGAUGCGCUCCGCGUCCGGCUGCCGCAUCAUAGCGUAUGACGUCCUGCACCCGUCGCGCCUGAUGUCCCUCCUAACCGCUAUGGUUAGCGAUAACCCGAACCCGGACGUGUUGCUAGGAAGCGCGGUCCCGGCGGCGGCGGCUCCGGUCUGGUCCCAGUUUGUGCGGUCGCCGAAGAAGGCGUUCGCUUUAACGGAAGAGGAACGGCAGGAGGUGCUGAUCCAAUCGGGAAUGGCGUUCGCCUCGACCCGCGGCGCGGUCGACGAGAAGGGGCCGGAGCGCGCAGCGGAUUCCGCUCCCUCCGGCGGAAUCGCUUCAAGCACAGCGGAGAGAGUCUUGUCGCAGGAGUCCACGACGACGUCAGCGACAAAUGGCGAUGACGUCACCGAGAUCAAAGCCCCAGCGUCGCUGACGGUUGCAGAUAACCAGGCGGGGUCAAUCGGGGUUAACCAAACGGGUGGCGGUAAGGAAAUUGUGAGCCCGGGGAAAGAGCCGGGGGGCACGGGUUUGGCACUUGCGGGAGUUCACGUUCUGAUCGUGGAAGAUACGGUCAUGCUGCGGAAGCUGGCGACGACCAUCCUAACUAGGGUUGGCGCGAAAGUGUUCGCAGUCGAAAACGGGCGCCAGGCGGUAAACGCUGUUCUAGCCGCCAUGGCUCUGCAAUUGUGCACGCAAAAGGCCGCCCCCUCGCUGUCCGAGUUCGGCCCCCCUGCGGACGCUCUCGCGGAGGACCUGCGGACGUCCGGCUGCUUCGAUCUAGUUCUCAUGGACUGCCAGAUGCCGGUGCUGGACGGCUACGGCGCCACGAUCGAGAUCAGGCAACUAGAGCAGGGAGAAAACGUGCACGUGCCCAUCGUGGCGCUGACGGCCCACGCCAUGGCGACAGACAAGGAGAAGUGCCUCAGCGUUGGGAUGGAUGGGUAA
Molecule: messenger RNA, 4110 nt
Organism: Klebsormidium nitens
Lineage: Eukaryota; Viridiplantae; Streptophyta; Klebsormidiophyceae; Klebsormidiales; Klebsormidiaceae
Source: the annotation of a GenBank genome assembly